CCUGAAGGAAAAUCCUGAAACCUGCUUUCUUAUUUUUUUGCUCGUGCAUGCGCACAGCACGCGUGAGGAGGAAUCGUGUGUGUGUGUGGAAUCGCUUGCACCUCAGUGCCUCUGCGCAUCUCUGUAUCAUGGCGAGCGUUUCGGCGAGCGCGCGGUCUCCUCAGAGAGAAGAAAAGCAUCUCAGAAAACGCCACGGGGCAGAUCGGUUACAACCAGAUGAUAGAUGCUGAAAGACUUUUACCCAGAAACGCUGACGUGGUGUGAAGAAAAUUUUACUUUAGGUCCAAGAUGAAAAUCCCUCAGGUCAUGAUGUGGUGAGCUUUAAGGCAGCAGACACGGUGGUCCAGCUGUGCGAGACCCGGAACCCUAAACCCGAGUCAGAGGACUUGUCCUUCGGCACCGUGUUCACAGACCACAUGCUGCUCAUCGAGUGGAGCAGUGACGGCGGCUGGGAAAAGCCUAGGAUUCAGAAAUUUGGAAACCUGAGCCUUCAUCCUGCCUGCUCUGCCCUGCAUUACGCUGUGCAGCUGUUCGAGGGCAUGAAGGCGUACCGGGGGCAGGAUGACCGAGUGCGUCUCUUCCGGCCCAUGCUGAACAUGGAGCGUAUGCUAAAGUCUGCACACAGAGCCUGUCUACCUACUUUUGAUGGUGCUGAGUUGCUGGAGUGUAUCAGGAAACUGGUGGAGGUGGAUCAGGACUGGGUUCCUCACUCCGACUCGGCAAGUCUCUACAUCCGCCCCACUUUCCUGGGCACAGAGUCUUCAUUAGGUGUGAAGAAACCCUCCCGUGCUUUGCUUUUUGUGAUCCUCAGCCCCGUCGGCUCUUACUUCAGCACAGGAAACAAGUCUGUGUGUCUGUGGGCCGACUCCAAAUACAUCAGGGCCUGGAAAGGAGGGACGGGGGACUGUAAAAUGGGAGGAAAUUACGGAGCUUCUAUCUUCGCUCAGAAAGAAGCCAUGGACUUGAACUGUCAGCAGGUUCUGUGGCUGUACGGAGAUGAUCACCAGAUCACCGAAGUCGGAACAAUGAAUCUCUUUCUCUACUGGAUCAACGAGGAUGGAGAGGAAGAGCUUGCCACGCCUCCUCUGGAUGGGAUAAUUUUACCUGGAAUCACACGCCAAAGCAUCCUGGAGCUCACACGUGAAUGGGGUAAGUUUAAAGUGUCGGAGCGGUACCUGACCAUGGCGGCACUGCGUCUGGCUCUGCAGGAGAAGCGUGUGAAGGAGAUGUUCGGCUCGGGUACGGCGUGUGUGGUGAGCCGUGUGGGCAAAGUGCUGUACCAGGGCGAGAAACUACAGAUCCCGUGUGAGGAGAAGGAAAACUCACUCGUCUCUCAGCUGCUGAAGGAGCUUACAGACAUCCAGUAUGGUCGGACUGAGAGUGACUGGACCAUCCUUGUGUAGAAGACCAGCAAAUGAACAAUUCACACACACACACACAGUGUGUGAACACACAACACACACUUAAUAGUUUUUAGUAUUCCGAAAUAAUUGUAUUGUAUGUGUAAUUUCCAGUAUUUGCAGUACUGUGGACCUAAUUGUACACACACACACACACACACACACACACACACACACACACACACACACACACACACACACCAGCUCCACAGCGACAGUCUUUAGCUUCUUAAAGCAGGUGUAUGAUAAUGCAGUUUAGUGCAACAGAUUUAAGCCUUAAGGCCAGUUCACUUUGGAGGUGUUUCAUGAAGCGUCACAUCGAGACUUCCUUCAGUUCUGUUUUAAAAAGAAAUUUACUUCACACACUCAGCCACUAUAGAGGUGUGUUAUGCUAUACGUCUUAAUUUCUCUUAAUAACUCAUUGAAUUGCAGUAAAGUAAAGAAAAAUCCCUGAGAUUUCACUUGUGACCCAUCGUUCUGUCCAGGGAAAUCCUUCAUAUGUGUCUAUUAUGUCGCUUAGCAACCAACGCCGUUAACUGAUGACAUUGUGUAGUGAAGGAAUUGUUUAAUGUGACAUUAUUCAUUAUACAUGAAGUUAUUUAUUGAAGACCAGAUGUUGUUUAAGCUGUAAUCCAUUUGAGGAUAAGUUCUGUAGAGGUUAUAUUACAGUGUACAGGUGUAGGACUGAUUUCAUUUACACCAGACAAAAUAAACAUCAGCACAUGGGUUGUUUAGAGUCCAACUGUUUAGGGUCUCAGGUCGUAGUUUAUAUGUGAACGGUUUUAAAAUUGCUGCUGGCAGAUGUGUACAGACAAAUCAUGCUUAUUGGCUGAGAGCGGGCGUGUCUGAGAGGAAGUGUUUUUGAGUGGGGCAAGUCUGAGAGAGCGUACUUUGGGGGGCGUGUCUGAGAGAGUGUUUUGGUGGGCGUGUCUGAGCGGGAGUGUUUUUGAGGGUGUGUGUCUGAGAGAGAGUUUUGGGGGCGUGUCUGAGAGAGAGUUUUUGGGGGGCGUGGCUGAGAGAGUGUUUUUGAGAGGGGGCGUGUCUGAGAGAG
Messenger RNA from Tachysurus fulvidraco (yellow catfish), 2451 nucleotides. RefSeq names its product branched chain amino-acid transaminase 1, cytosolic (gene bcat1). Gene Ontology annotation, cellular component: mitochondrion. The coding region runs from base 417 to 1403 and encodes 328 amino acids. Gene Ontology annotation, molecular function: branched-chain-amino-acid:2-oxoglutarate transaminase activity. Gene Ontology annotation, biological process: L-valine biosynthetic process; L-leucine biosynthetic process. The record is from RefSeq and is a predicted model, not a curated record. NCBI's taxonomy places the organism in Eukaryota, Metazoa, Chordata, Actinopteri, Siluriformes, Bagridae. The transcript is spliced from 12 exons.